Messenger RNA from Alnus glutinosa, 2527 nucleotides. RefSeq names its product phospholipase D alpha 4. The record is from RefSeq and is a predicted model, not a curated record. Gene Ontology annotation, cellular component: plasma membrane. The coding region runs from base 159 to 2429 and encodes 756 amino acids. Gene Ontology annotation, molecular function: D-type glycerophospholipase activity; calcium ion binding. Gene Ontology annotation, biological process: phospholipid catabolic process; phosphatidylcholine metabolic process. Lineage: Eukaryota; Viridiplantae; Streptophyta; Magnoliopsida; Fagales; Betulaceae. The transcript has 4 exons.
ACAUAUUCAAUUGCAUUCCAAGUUUCUGUUGCUUCUUCAAUUGCAGCAACAUUUAUAAGUACUGAACAAUGACAUGACACUUCCCCCUACAUGUCAAAAGCAAUAUCCAACCAAACCUUCUCUCUCUUUGAAACAGCAUCGUUUUAAAGGCUACAGCAAUGGAGGGAAAGCACAGCUUUCUCCAUGGAACACUGGAAGCUACCAUCUUCCAUGCCACGCUUUAUACACCGCCAUCCCCUUUCAACUGUAUAUUUGCAAGCGGGAAGCCUGCCCAUGUGACCAUAGAGCUGGAUGACAAGAAGGAAGCACAGACCAGAAACGAACUCGACCGCGUUUGGAACGAGACCUUUCAUAUCCUCUGCGCUCAUCCAUCCGAUUCAACCAUCACCAUCACGAUGAAAACAUCAUGCUCCAUCUUGGGAAAGAUCACCAUCCAGGCCCAUCGGAUUCUCAACGAAGCAAGCUUGAUUACUGGCUUCUUUCCUCUCCUCACGGAAAACGGAAGACCGAAUCCAGAACUGAAACUGCGAUUCAUGUUGUGGUUUAAACCGGCAGCGUUCGAACUGAGCUGGAGAAAGAUACUCAGUAAUGGAGAUUUCCAGGGGAUGAGGGGCGCCUCGUUUCCGCAACGGUCAAAUUGUCAUGUGACGCUUUAUCAGGACGCUCACCAUCUCUCUACGUUCCAGCCUCCAUGCUUUGAUCCUCGUGGGGCUCCAAGAAGAUUGUGGGAGGAUGUGUACAAAGCCAUUGAGGGUGCAAAGCACUUUAUUUACAUUGCAGGCUGGUCUUUCAAUCCUAAGCUGGUGCUGGUUCGGGAUUCUCAAACUGAUAUUCCACACGCAAAAGGAGUAAAGCUUGGGGAAUUGUUGAAGCAGAAAGCAGAGGAAGGUGUAGCAGUGAGAAUUAUGCUUUGGGACGAUGAAACCUCCCUACCACUUAUCAAGAAUGAAGGACUAAUGAGAACACACGACGAAGAUUCCUUAGCCUACUUCACAAACACCAAAGUAGUAUGCAAAUUGAGCCGCAGAUUACACCCAAAGGCCCCCCCGCUCUUCUCUCACCAUCAGAAAACCAUAACGGUGGACACCCGGUCGCACAUUAAUCCGAGCAACAGAGAAAUUAUGAGUUUUGUCGGCGGAUUAGAUCUCUACGAUGGCCGCUACGACACAGAAAAGCAUUCUAUCUUUCGCACGCUCAAUACAGAAUCCCACUGUCAUGAUUUUUACCAGACAAGUAUUGCAGGAGCUAGCCUUCACAGAGGAGGGCCGAGGGAGCCAUGGCACGACGCUCACGCUUGUAUCACCGGCGAAGCCGCUUGGGAUGUAUUGACAAACUUCGAGCAGCGAUGGAGUAAGCAAUGCGAUCCUUCUUUGCUAGUCCCCGCCACCACCUUAUCGAAUCUAAGCAAGAUUUCCUCUGAGAGGAACUGGAAAGUUCAAGUAUUUCGAUCAAUCGACCAUUUGUCGGCUACCCAAAUGUUCAGAAACUUGACCGUGGAGCAGAGCAUACAUGAAGCUUACGUAGAAGCAAUAAGGCGGGCAGAGAGGUUCAUAUAUAUCGAGAACCAGUAUUUUAUUGGAGGGUGUCGUUUGUGGGAGAAAGAUAGACAUUGCGGGUGCCGGAAUUUGAUCCCCAUUGAGAUUGCGCUCAAGGUGGCGAGCAAGAUCAGAGCAAAGGAGAGGUUUGCAGUUUAUAUUGUGAUACCAAUGUGGCCAGAAGGGGGGCCGGAGAGUGAAGUGGUUCAAGAUAUACUGCACUGGACAAGAGAAACGAUGUCAAUGAUGUAUAAGUUGAUAGGAGAAGCAAUACAAGAGAGUGGAGAGCCGGGGCACCCAAGAGACUACUUGAAUUUCUUCUGCCUGGCAAAUAGAGAAGAGAAGGGUAAUGAGGAGUUUCAUCCUCCGCAUCCCCCACACCCGUCAACACAAUAUUGGAGCGCUCAAAAGCAUAGGAGGUUCAUGGUUUAUGUACACUCCAAGCUCAUGAUAGUGGACGACCUCUACAUUUUGAUAGGAUCUGCAAAUGUAAAUCAGCGAUCCAUGGAUGGCCAACGCGACACCGAGAUUGCAAUAGGAUGCUACCAGACGUCCAAAAAUGGGGAAGACAAAAUGAGUGGUGGUGAUAUUCAUGCGUACCGUAUGUCACUGUGGUUCGAGCACACCGGACGCGCUGAAGAAUUGUUCCGAUCAGAGCCUCAAAGUCUGGAAUGCGUGCAGAAAAUGCGUUGUAUCGGAGAUCAGAUGUGGAGAAUUUACAGCGGUGAAGAAGUGGUAGACAUGGAAGGCGUGCACCUCGUAACGUACCCUGCGCAUGUAGCACAGGAUGGCUCUGUGGAGGAUCUCGUCGACAAUGACGGUAAUUUUCCAGACACAAAAACUCCGGUGAAGGGCCGGCGAUCAAUAUUGCUCCCACCUGUUUUUACUACAUAGUCACACAGAAUUCAAUCCCUUACAAAUUCAUUAAUUGUUUAACAGAAAUGAUCAUAUUUGGCCUAUUAAUUCUUAACCGUGAUGUAAGAGUUUUUACA